This is a messenger RNA of Dentiscutata heterogama, 187 nucleotides long. The record is from the annotation of a GenBank genome assembly. NCBI's taxonomy places the organism in Eukaryota, Fungi, Glomeromycota, Glomeromycetes, Diversisporales, Gigasporaceae.
AUGUCUGAAAAACAUUCUAACAAUUCAAAUUCUGAAUUCUCUAAUAAAAAAAGAAAGCCCUUAAAUAAAGAUGAAAAAAAACGUACCAAAUCUAGUUGGAUUUGGCAUUACUUUGACAAAGCUACAGAUAAAGAUAAAGAUGGAAAAGAAUUUUUUGUUAUUAUUUGCAAAAUAUUAAAUGAUAAUG